AUGAUCGGACGCGCUCUAAGGAGCAAACAGAGGGGACGUCCUGCCUCGGGCACGAAGGGGAAGAAGACUGGCGAGAGCUCUGAGCGCGCACGCACAGAGGGGCAAGAGGCCGACGACGACAGCGACAACGACGCGACCUUCAAUGCCGACGACGAAGCCGGCGCUUCCACGUCUGAGCACGCAACCGGAGAAGAUUCAAACGACAAAGGGGAUGCUGGCAAGCAACGUAGGCGCUCGUCGCAUCAGAAGAGCAAGGGGGGGCAGGCGGCCAGGGGUUCUGCCAAGCGAGGGCGCGGCGCGCGUAACACAGAGCAGGACGACGACGAAAGCGAGUCGAGCGGCUCGGGAUCGGGGGGUAAUCUCAAGGUGGAGAGACACGCCAAGGUCGUCAGACGGGCGAAGCGGAAGCUCAGGGACGAGAAGAAGCAGCUCAGGGCCAAGGGUGCGAAGGUGGUCCCGACCCUGGGUGUGAGCGAGAGCUCCACGGAGGGUGGUAGCGGCCCGGGACAGGUCUACCUGCCCGAAAAGAAGGGCCAGUCGUUCGAGGAGGGUAGAGAUAGGGCAGGGCGGCGCGUGGCGAGGGCCAUGAAUAAGUCGGUGCUGGACAGGGAGGCUUCCUACCCGCCUCGGACGGCGCAGGAGUUCAAGAACCGGAUCCCGACGCCCCAGUAUGACGAGUACUGGUCGAGGGCGGACCAGGCCGAGCUGGUCGCCCGGCUCUCAGACGACAGCGACUUCAAGAAGCGACAGGAGGUCCCCUCGUUUGUCAUCACCGUGUGGAAGACGGCGUUCCGCUUCACCGGGAGGUUGGCCACGGACAUCAUCGGACCCGGCACCGGCCUGGAGUUCAGGUCCGACUCGCACAAAGGGUGGAGCCCCGUCUGGACGCAGAGGUUCUGCGAGGCCCUGAUACCCAUUAUCCUCCACCCCCUCCUCGGGCUCAACACCCAGAAGAUGGCCCUGGCGCUCCAGUGGGCCGUCGUCUGCCGCACGGGAUACCAGAGCAGGUACAGGCUCAGCGGCUGCGGGGACGACCUGUCUCUCCGGGCGCUGGCCUCGACGGUCGAGGCACACCAGGACGGCAGUAUGGCACCCGCCGAGCUCCUGGAGGCGGCAAAGGCCCUGUACGAGAGACCCUACGGCGAGAAUGCGUAUCCGUCGAUCUGGCUGCAGUUCCUGAGCCGCAUAGAGAACAAGGUCGUCCGCGGCAGUGCUGAUGCUACCCGCGCGGACGACGCUGACGGGGGGCCCUUCUUUGUCAACACGACAGACCUGUAUGCCGUCCGGAGCGCGCUCGAUAGGGUCAAGCACCUCGACCUUCGCAUGUUUGCCGACACCCGGCAGGUCGUGGACGCGGUCAUGCCGACCAGGAACAAGGUGGACGUCCCGUCGGUCGCCCACGCCAAGCAGGCAAUAAAGGCCGUGCUGCUCCAGAAAGAGCGCAACAAGGAGCGUGUGAGACGAGGUGGUCGCCCCGAGCCCUCUGCUGCCCCCGGCUGGGUCCCCGAUUGCCCGUCGGAGGACCAGCCUGUCCAAGAGGAUACACCGGGUGGCGAGGAGGCCGCCGGUGACUCUGAUCCGCUCGACGUCGAAGAUAGCCCCGUCGCUCCGAAGACGAGAAGGGGCAAGCAGGGCGCUAUCCGCAGAGGCAAGGCAGCCCGGAAGCCUGAUCCCAAGGGAGAGGACGCGCGGGUCGUCGAGGACACUGAAAGCUCUCAGACACUGGGCGACGACUCUUAUUAG
Messenger RNA from Diaporthe batatas, 1743 nucleotides. RefSeq lists its product as uncharacterized. The record is from RefSeq and is a predicted model, not a curated record. The coding region runs from base 1 to 1743 and encodes 580 amino acids. Lineage: Eukaryota; Fungi; Ascomycota; Sordariomycetes; Diaporthales; Diaporthaceae. The transcript has a single exon.